This is a messenger RNA of Ostreococcus tauri, 1953 nucleotides long. RefSeq names its product DNA polymerase alpha, subunit B. Gene Ontology annotation, biological process: DNA replication; DNA replication initiation. The transcript has a single exon. Lineage: Eukaryota; Viridiplantae; Chlorophyta; Mamiellophyceae; Mamiellales; Bathycoccaceae. The coding region runs from base 1 to 1953 and encodes 650 amino acids. Gene Ontology annotation, cellular component: alpha DNA polymerase:primase complex. The record is from RefSeq and is a predicted model, not a curated record. Gene Ontology annotation, molecular function: DNA binding.
AUGGCGACCACGGACGCGGAGUCCAUGAAGCGCGCUUUCGAGGACGUCGGGUUCGACGUCGACGUCGCCCUGCCCGAGCUCGCGCACAUGCGAACUCGGCUGCGAAUGUCCCCGACGGAAGUCGCGAAUGUCUAUCAGAUGUUCGACCUGAACAUCGUCUCGAAAUCGAGCGCAGACGUCGUGGACCGAGGGAAGGUAUCGAUCGAGCGCCUGGAGGCGUUCGAGGCGUUCGCGGAGCGAGAACGGGGACGAUCGUUGGAGUCCAAGGAGGACGCCGGCGGGAGCGGAUUCGGACGCAAGCGGAGACGGGCGAAGAGCGGAGGCUCGACGCCUGGAUCGACGAGUGGAACGCCUGGAAACUAUGUGACGACGUCACCGGGAACGCCGGGGACGCAGAGAAGGUUUUCGUUCUCGAGCGCGACGAAGACGCCGAUGAAGCACGCGCGGGAGUGGAGCGCCGAGUUGGACGCGCUCGGCGAGAGCGGCGAGAGCGAGUAUAAGAGACGCGCGGUGACACCCGGGAGCGCGCGAUCGGAUGCGAGCCUAGCGUCGCAACCGGGCGGUGUGGGGGCGAUCUUGAACGAACACCUCGCGGAGAAGAUUGCGUUGAAGACGGAUUCAGACGUCGCUGACGUCGUCGCCGUCGAGCACUUGGGUACGGAAAAGUUUCGAUACAUGCGCGAUAGGAUUUCCGAUCGCGUUCGCAUGAUCGAUGCGCGCGUGCGAGAAGUCGAGACCAGAUUCGCGGUCGCCGUGGAAGCCGACGACGACGCGGCGGUUGCGACGCAAGACGACGCGGCGGUUGCGUCUUCGUCCGCCUUUGUCUCCCCGGUCGGAUCCAAGACGGGCGACGAGGACGGGCAUUUCGUUGGACGCAUUGUCAGCGCACACGUCGGUUCAGACGGAAAGCUCACCGAUAAGACGGUCGCUCUUGAGGGUUCGAUCGACGGGAGCUCGGGAGCGCGCGUGCGCUUGGAGCUUCGAGACCUCGAGUCGUACAGCUUGUUCCCGGGUCAAGUCGUCAAGGUCCGCGGCCGUAAUCCCGCAGGCCACUGCAUCGUCGCUAAAUACAUCGACACCGACGUCUCGGUCAAGCCAUUCGCUCGAUCGAAGACGGACUCGCCCGUGUUCAAGAGAGGCGCCGAGGUGAUUGUCGCUUCUGGCCCGUUUUCGUGCUCCAGCAAUUUGCGAUACGAGCCCCUUCACGACUUGCUCGAGUACGUACGAGAGGAGAAACCCGACGCCUUGGUGCUGUGUGGGCCGCUGCUCGACGCCGAAAACGCGUUGGUCAAGUCUGGAGAUCUCGGUGAAAAGUUCACGUACUAUGACGUGGCGGCGAAGGUCGUGGCCAAGCUCGAGGACGAACUGCGCGAACGGGGCACCAAGGUCAUCUUUGUCCCGUCUGCACGCGACGUGACGCUCGAUCCGGUGUUCCCUCAACCUGCGGCGAGCGUGGAUGAAUUCGUCACCGAUAGAUCUCGAGUGGUAUCCGUGUCCAAUCCGGGGACUUUUGAGAUUAACGGCGUCGUCUUCUCUGCGUGCGGCGUCGACGUUUUAAAACACCUGAGUGCGAGGGAAAUUUCUCAAGGGCACGCACCGAAGGAACGUCUCGGUCGACUCGCCGGACACGUCGUUCGCCAAGCGCACGCGUACCCGUUGUAUCCGCCAGAUGUUUCGACGUGCCUGGACGCGCGUCACGGUGAUGCGUUGGCGUUCGAACGCGCGCCGGAUGUGUUGAUUUUGCCGAGCGAUUUGAAAGCCUUCGCGGAGGUGUGCGAGGACGUCGUCUGCGUGAAUCCAGGGAGAUUGGCUCGCGGUAACGUCGGGGGGACUCUUGCGAAGAUUGUCGUGCAUCCAAUUGAUUCGAUGGAGAGCGACGACGCCGAUGCUGACGCGACGCGUCCGCACGAAGUUCAAAAGCGUUGCCGCGUCGACGUCAUAAAAAUCAAGUAG